Messenger RNA from Ophidiomyces ophidiicola, 915 nucleotides. RefSeq lists its product as uncharacterized. Gene Ontology annotation, biological process: protein depalmitoylation. The record is from RefSeq and is a predicted model, not a curated record. Gene Ontology annotation, cellular component: cytoplasm. Bases 1 to 915 code for a protein of 304 amino acids. Lineage: Eukaryota; Fungi; Ascomycota; Eurotiomycetes; Onygenales; Onygenaceae. Gene Ontology annotation, molecular function: carboxylic ester hydrolase activity; palmitoyl-(protein) hydrolase activity. The transcript has a single exon.
AUGCCAUUUCAGAGGAAAGCAUACCCUACGCCUCUUACCAUUCCGCCAUUGACUCACCAUACUCACACCCUGAUCUUGCUUCACGGGCGAGGUAGCAAUGCUGAACGAUUUGGACUAGAACUUUUACAGUCUACAAGCCUACCCGCUCAACUUCCUUCCGUGAGGUUUAUUUUCCCUACGGCAAGCAAAAGGAAGGCUACCGUUUUGAAAAAAAUGCCGAUCAAUCAAUGGUUUGACAACUACUCGCUUGAAGAUCCCAAUGAGAGACCAGACCUGCAAGUGACUGGUCUAUGCGAGACAGCGGCAUUUCUAAGAGCCCUAAUUGAGAAAGAAGCGGAGAUCCUAGGCCCUAGAGGAUACAACAGAAUUAUCUUGGGGGGCCUAAGCCAGGGCUGUGCAGCUUCAGUAAUCACCCUUAUAGGUGGCGGGUUUGGCCCGGAAGGCAACGAAGAACUGGGAGGAUUCAUUGGUAUGAGUGGAUGGCUUCCUUUCGAGAAACAACUACGAGACCUAACGCAGCCCGCUGGUGAUGAUGAGGAUGACGCCAGCCCCUUUGGGCAGGACACUUGCGACGAGGGUGAAGAAGGCCACCAAGCAUUUCAUGCCCUUAACCACAUACGUGACAUACUCGAUCUCCCAGAGCUAGCGCCAGAAGAGCUAAGCCCUGGCCAACCUCCUGGUUAUCUUGCAAUUCCUGCGUUUAUCGGCCACGGGUUCCUAGAUCCGAAAGUAUCGGUUCGUCUUGGUGAGGGGUUGGCAACUUUCAUGUCCAAGGCAUUGCAGAUGGAUGUAACAUGGAAGCCAUAUGAAGAGCUUGGGCACUGGUACAGUGUGCCUGACGAAAUCGAUGAUAUUGUUCAAUUCCUAAGUAAGAAUGUUGGAGUGCCAGUCAACAAAGACCUGCCCAAAGCAUGA